Molecule: messenger RNA, 5826 nt
Organism: Mus musculus (house mouse)
Lineage: Eukaryota; Metazoa; Chordata; Mammalia; Rodentia; Muridae
Gene: Srsf11
Product: serine and arginine-rich splicing factor 11
Exons: 13
Coding region: 3830-4732 (300 amino acids)
Biological process (GO): RNA splicing
Cellular component (GO): nuclear speck
Molecular function (GO): nucleic acid binding; RNA binding
Source: RefSeq, a predicted model, not a curated record
CUGAAAAUGCUUCUGGUGCUAUGUGGAGUAAGCAGGAACCAUUUCUGAGGUGGCUCAGCUGGGUGGGCGCAGCCGGGACAGUUGCGGGAGCGCGAACUGGACGCGUACUUCCGGGAUAUGGGCGCAUGCGCGGGCGGGCGUGUGGAAUUGUGGGCCGGCUGCGCUGCGCGAGGUCCGCGGCCGUUUGUGUGCGGCCGGCGGCCGGUGCCGCGCGCUCUCACUCUGUCUUGUGUUUGAUGUGUUGAGCAGGAGGCAGCCCGCGCCAUGAGCAGCACGGCAGUGGUCCCCAGCGCGCCAGGCCCGGGCCCAGGCCCCAGUGGCGGGCCAGGCGGCGGCACCGAGGUGAUCCAGGUGACCAACGUGUCUCCGAGCGCCAGCUCAGAGCAGAUGCGUACGCUCUUCGGCUUCCUGGGCAAGAUCGACGAGCUGCGCCUCUUCCCGCCGGAUGACUCACCUUUGCCAGUCUCCUCUCGUGUCUGCUUUGUUAAGUUCCAUGAUCCAGACUCAGCAGUUGUGGCACAGCAUCUGACAAACACUGUGUUCGUUGACAGAGCUUUGAUAGUCGUACCAUAUGCUGAAGGUUUGUGCUUUGUUUCACUACCUAUGUGGGCACCCCUGCCUGGCCAUUGGCCACAGUGUAGAUGUAGAGUAAGCAUCACUAGCCUGUCAGAUUCCAAGUAUUACUUUGAAACCCUUGUUAUACUGCACUCCAUAAUUAUGACUUGGAGGUUUUUUUCUUACUCUAAAACUGAGAAAUAAAGUCUGUUUUAUAAGGUAAUUAACUUUUUGCUAUCUUUAAAAUAUUUUUAAGCUUUUUAAACUGAAUUCCAAACUCUGAGAUCUAUUAAUGUUAAGUAUUAAGAAGUCCCAAAGGUAAACAUUCAUAUCAUCCUCACAGGAACCUUCAAAUUAAUGCAUGAUGCUUAUGUUCUAAAGUCAGUAGCUAAGUCAGCUUUAUUUCCUUUAUUCUCUCACUCACUCCAACCUUAAAAUAGAAUAAAAACAAAAACCACGUGCUGAAUUCCAGUAUACCAAGGGUUGCAAUAAUUUUAGUUUUGUAAAAGUUUAAGAUUUCCUAUAGUUUAGGUGCCAGAUGGACACUGGGUGUUUGUUUUUAAUGGCAGAUUUUCUUGUUCUUGUUAUAUUUUCUAGAAUAUCUCAAAAUAAUAAACUCUUCUCUCUGUUGUGUGUGUGACUUUUGUAGUGGAGAAGGCACAUGCAAAACCCUCCCAGAUGGCUGGACACAGUGGGUGCUCUGCAGCUGCAGGCUCUAGACACUAACUAAACCAGCGAGCACUCGAGCCCCCAAGUGUUUCCUGCUGUCACCAUUUGUUAACUGCAUUUUCUCUCUUUUUACGUUUUAGGCUGUUACAGUAAUUUGACAGGAAAAAAAAAUGAGCAGGUUUUUGGAUCUAAAAGCCACUGUGACAGGACAGCACUAUUUUAAUGCCAUUUUGUAAAACUUUUCUAAGGCAUACUUUACAGUUAGCUUGUUCCCAGUAAACUGCUGCUUGGUUUGCUUUUGGUAACUAUAAAUCUUUAUUUGAGGAAAUCAUUGACAUGAUAUACGUACUAAAUUUUAACUUAAUAAUUGAAUAUACUGUCCAUGAUCUACAUGCUUUCCCUUUCCUUUAAUAAACUGGUUAGUGGAAGCUGUAUCUUGUAAUUGUUGCUUUUUAGAUGCUUCUUAGAUAAUUGAAGACAAAUGUGAAGAUUUGCCACCAUACUUUGUGAAAGUUGUGAAAUGUCUAAUAGAGAAUUGCCUCUGGUUUUUCUAAAGAAAUUAUAUUCGGAGAUAAGUUAAGGCAUGCUAUUUUGGUAACAGUGUACUAAAGUGAGAGAUGUGAGGCCAGUAACAAUGUUUCUAUGAAAGAAAAGUCAGAAAGAAGCUGAUUUAGUGUAUUUUGGAUAAGCAAUUCCUUUUAUUUCAGUAUGCCUCUUUAAGAUAAGACUUAACCACCACCUUACACCAACAGAGAACUUACAGAACUCAAUUCAGGAUGAGUAAAGUAGACAGUAGGUCUUGAGACGGUCAUGUCAUGUGAGUAAUGUGCAGAGUGCUUCAGUUAGCCAUAAUACAAUGAGCUUGGGAUGGAAUAUAUAGUAUAUCAUAUAUCUGGGUCUUUAUAAUUAUUUUAAGCCAUAGUAAUUUUUGUAGAUGUGAUUUUGAAAGUGAGGUUUUGGGGAGUAUAUAUAGAGCUUUAGAAAUACUUAGUUCAGGAAUCUGUUUUUGCUGCAUUUAAUUUGUGGUAUGAUGUGCUGUAUUAAUGUUCCCUCCACAAGUAAACUGAUAUAUUCAAUCCCUUUGUCACCAGUCACUUGGUUUUAGCCCUUAACACUUGGUGUUGGCUCUUGGUCAGUGUGUUAGAACAAUAGACCAAAAAGUAUACGGUAAGAAUAGCCUCACUUGGUAAAACAGAGAUAGCUAGCUGGAUGUGGAAGGUGCUCUUAAUAGUAAUGGAUUUGGGGGCAUCUAGGUUCCUUGGUUAAUGUUUGUUUCUUUUGUCUGUUUCUUUUUCUUUCAUUUCUACACAUUCAUGCAGUAUUUCAUGGUUCUAUCAAAGCAGCAGUAAAAAAAAAAUACUCUUGACGCAUGAAAAUUAACUGUUCUUUUCCCUGGUUCAGCCUGAACUAUAUACCAGGCCCUGCUGAAAAUACCACCCAACAGUUUUCUUCUGCAGCUUAUCCAGUUUCUCUUAAGUGCCCUGUACAUAUUGUAUGUUUUAUGAUGAGAUGCAGUUUCUUAAUAUGUAUUACAGAAAUACUACUGGUAUUUGCAAAUAUGUAGUUUAAUUGUAUUAUUGAACUCUCAUUUUGGGGGCUUGGGCACAUUAACAGAUUAAUCCAUCUGUAUAGGGCUUUUGCUGUUGGAUAGAAUUUAAAUUGUCUACAUAAAUAAUUUGUCUUAGGACCUUUAGAUUUUAUCUGAAUACACAGAUUAGGCUUUAAAAGCAGGCAUACAUGUGGUUUUGGGCUUAAGGAGUUUUGAACAAGUUAGAUGUUGAACUGACACUAUAUAGCAACAUUUUUUUGAUAUGGUUAGCAUGGCACAUAUUGGAACCUAAAGCAUUUUACUGUACAGGUAAGGAAUGUGCCAUGUUUUACCUACUCUCACUCUCUCUCUCUCUCUCUCUCUUUCUCUCUCUUUUCCCCCUCCCUUCCUCUUCCCUCCUUCCUCUCUGCGUCCCCUUCUCUUUCUCUCUACCUCCCUCUCCCUCCCUCUCCCCUUUACUCCCCUUACACACAUUUCCCCUGUGUAUUCAGAGACCUUCAGAAACAUUCAUAUUCAUGUCAUGAGUCAGCAAAAGCCCUACUCUUGAUUCCAACAGAAUAUUUCCUUUACAUACUUUCCUUCUUUUAAUUUUUACAAAAUUUGUAUGGUAGGUGUAAAGAAAAUCAUAGUAACUGUACCAUAUUAUUAACCCCUAAAUCAAACUUUUUUUGUCUUGUGUAUCUUGAUUUUUCUGUGUGCUUUAUAGUGAAGCAGCCGACACGAGUCGUUGUUCAUAAAACAGCUUUUGAAAGUUGAGAGCACACCCCUGGAGAACCGACUGUGCUUGCUUACGUUUGGUUCAUGACUUAAAAAUCGAGUACAGGAGUUAUUCCUGAUGAGACUAAGGCUUUGUCUCUAUUGGCACCAGCUAAUGCAGUGGCAGGUCUUCUGCCUGGUGGUGGACUCCUGCCUACCCCCAACCCACUUACCCAGAUUGGCGCUGUUCCCCUGGCUGCGUUGGGAGCUCCAGCUCUUGAUCCUGCCCUUGCUGCUCUUGGGCUUCCAGGAACAAACUUGAACUCUCAGUCCCUUGCUGCAGACCAGCUAUUGAAACUUAUGAGUACUGUUGAUCCCAAAUUGAAUCAUGUAGCAGCUGGUCUUGUUUCACCAAGUCUGAAGUCAGACACCUCUAGUAAAGAAAUAGAGGAAGCCAUGAAGAGAGUGCGUGAAGCCCAGUCCCUGAUUUCUGCCGCUAUUGAGCCAGACAAGAAGGAAGAAAAGAGAAGACAUUCGAGAUCAAGAUCUCGCUCGAGGAGGAGGAGGACCCCCUCAUCCUCCAGACACAGGCGGUCACGAAGCCGGUCAAGGAGGCGGUCACACUCCAAAUCCAGGAGUAGAAGGAGAUCCAAAAGUCCAAGACGGAGACGAUCUCAUUCCCGAGAGAGGGGUAGAAGGUCAAGGAGCACAUCCAAAGCCAGAGACAAAAAGAAAGAAGAUAAAGAAAAGAAACGUUCCAAAACUCCACCAAAAAGCUACAGCACAGCCAGACGCUCUCGGAGUGCAAGCAGUUUGCACGUUUGUGAUUCUAGAGAGAGAAGACGACGGCGAAGUAGGAGUGGUACAAGAUCCCCUAAAAAGCCCAGGUCUCCUAAAAGAAAGCUGUCUCGCUCACCAUCCCCAAGGAGACAUAAAAAAGAGAAGAAGAAAGAUAAGGACAAAGAAAGAAGCAGAGAUGAAAGGGAACGAUCAACAAGUAAAAAGAAGAGGAGCAAAGACAAGGAGAAGGAGCGAGAAAGGAAGUCUGAGAGUGACAAAGACGUCAAACAGGUGACUCGGGAUUAUGAUGAAGAGGAGCAAGGCUAUGACAGUGAGAAGGAAAAGAAAGAGGAGAAGAGACCAACAGAAGCAGUGUCCCCUAAAACAAAGGAGUGCUCUGUGGAGAAGGGGGUGGGCGACCUUCGAGAGUCCAAAGUGAACGGGGAUGAUCACCACGAAGAAGACAUGGAUAUGAGUGACUGAGCCCAAGGCUGGCUGCAGAUGGUCCUCAGUGUCAUUCCUUGUGAUCUCUAAUGCUGUGUGUGUUCAUCUCACCUAGGUGUAUACAGCUGCACAUUACCAAUGGCUUCAGAACACCUGAUUGUGACCUCUAGUGCUUUAUAGCAAAAGCUAUAAAGUGGUACCCGGGUGACCAGCAUUGCCAUGGUUACAUCCAUUUGCGUGAUCAAGCAGCUGUGCAACUGCUGCUUUAACACAGAUGAACAGCUGCAUGCAUCUCCAGCAGGCAUGGAUUGUCUCUGUCUAUGAUCCUCAGUGCGUUCACUUAGAAUAUUUCUAGAGUUUGAGUCCUUGCCGUGAUAGAGCCAUGUAGGGAAUGCACUGAUUGCAUGUUACCCCAAACGUCAUGAAACUUUCUGACACGGUGACCUAUUUAAUGGUCUUGUUUGUUGACAUGACAAAUUAACAUUCUUAGAGUUACAUCUGAAAAAAAACAUUUGUGAUAGAUAAGCCUUUUGAGCCUUGUGGCUAAAUUUUUGUGGCUUUGUUUAACUUUCAAAGGUUAUAUAUGCACUAACCUUUUUUGAUGGCUAAGUAGGCUUUAAAUUACAGUAAAAAUUUUUCAAAGAAAACUGGCUGUAAAAUAUGAUGUUUUGAAUUAGUUGUUCACUUUUUCAUAGCUACUUAUGUUUUUCCCCCAAUAAUUUAUUUCACAUCUCUACCAGUGAACGCAGCCCAUCACUAGAAAAUGACCUUGUCCUGAUUUUCAGUUUUCAACUUUUAGUUUUUAAAGCUCACUGUUGAACAAGAAGUGGUGGUGCAUUUUAAAUUGACCUUCAUGUGCUUUUAAAAUACGACAGCUCUCCUUGAUAAUGUACUUUUAUUUGAUCUCAAGUUGUAUAAAACCAAUAAACUUGUGUUACUUUGAUUGCAGUAGUAUCUUAUGCACAGUGAUUCCAUGUUAUAUGCAGACUAGGUAGGCAACUGUUUUCUUAGUUACAAGCUUUACUUUUGUGCAGUUAAAACAAAAGUAGGCUACAGUCUGUGCCAUGUUGAUGUACAGUUUCUGAAAUUGUUUUACAAGACUUUGAUAAUAAAACCCUUAAACUCACAAGUCA